This is a messenger RNA of Symbiodinium pilosum, 2673 nucleotides long. Lineage: Eukaryota; Dinophyceae; Suessiales; Symbiodiniaceae. The record is from the annotation of a GenBank genome assembly.
AUGGAGGGCACCGCGUCAGAUGGCCUCGAAACUGCUCUGAAGGAGUACUUUGGCCACGCAGCCUUCCGCGGCAACCAGCUUGAGGUGGUCCAGGCGAUCUUGAGAGGUCGGGAUGUUGGGGUCUUCUGGACGACGGGUGCAGGGAAGUCGCUGUGCUACCAGCUGCCUGCGGUUUUGGGAAAAACCGUCCUGGUGGUCUCCCCGCUGAUCUCUUUGAUGCAGGACCAGGUCCACCGCUUCAAUGCGACUGUGGGUGCUGAGGGCUCCUCCCGCCGCCUCCGCGCCGUCUUCCUGGGCUCGGCCCAACUGGACCCGCACGCGGAGGCCGCCGCACUGGCCGGGGAGUAUUGCUUGGUCUACGUGACGCCGGAGAAACUCACGUCCUCCAACUUCCUCUCACGGCUGCGGAGCAUCCCGAAUAUGCUGGUGGCCAUUGAUGAGGCCCAUUGCAUCUCUGAGUGGGGGCACAACUUCCGCCCAAGCUACCGCAGCCUCCGGGCAUUGCGCGAAGAGUUGCCCGAUCUACCACUCAUGGCGCUCACAGCCACCGCAUCGCCCCGGGUCCGGGAGGAUAUCGUGCAGCAGUUGCAGCUUCGAGAGGCGCUGCUCUCCCACAGCUCUUUCGACCGCCCCAACCUGCAGAUCCGCUGCACACGGAAAACCUCCAAGGCGGCCGACUAUCGCAAGAUUGCUCAAGACAUCACGGCUAUGAAAGGCAGCACCAUCGUGUACGUCAUGACGCAAAGCGAGACCGAAGCGCUUGCCAGCUUUCUCCAGAAUGCUGGUCUCAAGGUGGCCGCCUACCACGGCAGUUUGUCUCUAGCCGAGCGUGAGGAGGCCCACGUGUCGUUCCUGAACGGCCAGAUCCCGGUCAUUGUUGCUACUGUGGCGUUUGGGAUGGGAAUUGACAAGCCGGACGUGAGGGGCAUCAUUCACUACGGUCCCCCAAAAACGGUGGAGGAGUACUUCCAGCAAAUCGGCCGUGCUGGCCGCGAUGGCUUUGAAGCCGUUUGCGAGCUGAUCUCUGCCGACCAUGACUUUCAAACCUACAGCUCAGAGUUUUAUCUGAAGGGCCUUAGCCAAGAGCAGAGCAAAAUCGUACAGAACUCCACACAGCGGCUGCGUGCCUUUGCCAGCACAAGCGCAUGCCGCCGGCGCUGGCUCCUGGAGUAUUUCGGUGAGGAGCCGGCCUUUCCCUCCGGCAACUGCGGAACUUGUGAUUGGUGCCAGGCCUCUGCUUCACGUACGGAUCGUGCGGGUUCUGCAGGUGCAGGCUCCACUCGAGACUUCCGCGCGGCAGUGGCGCCGAUCUUGCUCGCUGUGGCUGCCUCGCAGCGCUUCCCCCAGCCAGUCACGCAGCUGCUCACGAUCAUCAACGGAUCCUGGAAGCCUGAAAAGCUCAUGAGCAUCGCAGCGUCUGUGGGGGCAGCCCAGAAGGAGAUCCAGGAGAUGCGCCAGGCGCUGCCACCAAAGAUGAGGAAGGAGAAGGUUGUCAGAGAGCUGAUCAUCUCCCUUUGCGAGGCUGGGCACUUGCGGCAUUGGACCGUGACGACCUCACGCCAGUUCUGCUCGAGCUUCGAGGUCUACAGCUUGACGGACUCCGGUCAGGCGGCCCUGAAGACAAAGGUUCCGGUGAUGCUCCCUGUCUCCCUUGCAUUGCAGCAGCUCGAAGAGGAGGAGGAGCGAAAGCUCCAAGAGCGGCGGAAGGAGGUCGCCCGCUUUGGGUUGGAUGCUCAGAAAAUGCCUGAGGAGGCCUUGGAGGAGAACAGCCCUGUGGUCUGGUACAUACGGAAGCUCCAGCACUGGAAGGACAGCGGAAAGGCUGAGCUUGUGCGCAAGGCUGAGCAGCACGAGGAGCUCCGACGCAAGAUCUUGAAGUGGCGAGACGAAGCAGCCGUGCGCUUGCGCCUGGCGCCUGCCGCCGUCCUCUCUGAGCAGGCCGCCGUAGCCCUUACUUACGUGCAGCCCACCACCCUGGAAGGUGUGAGGAGUGCAGGCGUGCGCAUCACCGGUGCCGAGUCCUUAGCGGCCCUGAUCGCUGAGGCCAAACCGCAGGAGGAGGGUUCAGACAAAGAUCUCCCUUUGAAGCAGGUUGCUCAGCAGGGAGCACAGGAGGUUCAAGGGAUCCCGUCCCCCGUCAGACAGAGGGCCCGGAUGCAGCUUCCGUCUGGCCUGGUAACUCCACCCAAGAAGUGGCCAGGAGCCAUCUACAAGCCUGGCAAGGGUGGCACGAAGCCUCCCUGGGAGCAGUCCUAUGAUCGCUUCUGUCAAGGGGAGUCUCUAGAGAGCAUUGCUCUGAAACCAGCAUCUGGCCGGCCAAUUCAAACUUCCACCGUCAGAUCCCACAUCAUGACGGCUUGGACCUUCGGAAAGCCCGUAGAUCUGAGCCAGCUUUUUCAGCAGGGCGGCUUGCCAUCAGAGACGGAGUGGCUGCAGCUGGACGAAGCAGGCGCGGCAAUCAAGGUGAAUUUCUCUGCAGAGAUCAAGCUGAAAGAGAUCUUAGCCGCGGUCCUGGGAGACUCCGUAAAUCGGGACGCCGCGGUGAAGUCCGAGGCUGACAAGGAGAUGGAGAAGCAGUGGUAUGAGCGCAUAAGGGUCUGGGAAGCUUUCCGCAAGGUCGGCUUCUCGCCAACCUUCGCCGAGGAGGGGGAUGUCAAGCGACAACGGCUCUAA